UAGGUGCUGAUGUUGGUGCCUUUUGUUCAGACUGGGAGCGAGAGGUGGGAUGGCAGAGGGGAAUUGACUCAUGAGUGGCUGUAACAUUGGAAACAGCAGUGAAUUGUGCCAACAUUAAACAGAGAGACGAGGGCAGAACUAAACUAUAGAGUGGAAUAGCCUGUGAGCAAAGUGGAUUCAAAUUUCCGUUAAAUCAAUAACGAAGCACCCGGAAAUUCAAGAGGAAAUUUAUCAGAGUCUGUUGGGGCCAGAGGAACAGAACAUCGUGUUUUGUUUAACUCGGUAAGGAUCCAAUAUUAUUUACAGAUUUGCGCCUGCUAUCUACAAGACAAUACAGGAUUUGCCUCAUUGCAGUGAGUGGUCAGGCAUAGCCAUGGUGCUGAUUCUGGGACGACGCAUAAACAGGGACGAUAACCAUUUCCGCGACUCACCUGUCAGCAAACGCAAAGUCUUUGAAGUGGACCAGAAGCCGGCGGUGAAUCAAGACAUUUUUGAUUUCUGCUCGGGCCCAUCCCAUGCUGAAAGCAUCCUCGAGCUGCUGAAUGAGUUCAGGGCCAGCCGUCUCUUCACUGACGUGGUUAUCUGUGUGGAGGGCCGUGAGUUCCCUUGCCACCGUGCCAUCCUGUCCUCCUGCAGCAGCUACUUCAGGGCCAUGUUCUGCAAUGACCACCGUGAGAGCCGGGAGAUGCUGGUGGAGAUCAAUGGCAUCUUUGCUGAUGCCAUGGAGCAGUUCCUGCAGUACGUCUACACAGGGAAAGUGAGGAUCACCACGGACAACGUGCAGUAUUUGUUUGAGACCUCCAGUCUCUUCCAAAUUGGUGCCAUCCGCGAUGCUUGUGCCAAGUUCUUGGAGGAGCAGCUUGACCCCUGCAACUGCCUGGGGAUCCAGAAGUUUGCGGACACACACUCCUUGAAGGUGUUGCACUCCAAGUGCAGAUGCUUCGGCCUGCAGACGUUCUCCGAGGUCGCGUUGCACGAGGAAUUCCUCGGACUGGAGAAGGAUGAGCUUAUCGACUACGUCUCCAGCGACGAUUUGGUCAUCAGCAAGGAGGAAACGGUAUACGAGUCGGUGAUGCGUUGGGUAUAUCAUGACAUUGACCGCAGGAGGCCCAUGUUGAAAGAGCUGCUGACUCAUGUCAGGCUCCCUCUACUGCACCCCAAUUAUUUUGUACAGACGGUGGAGGGGAACCAACUAAUCCAGAGCUCUCCUGAGUGUUACCAACUCCUGCACGAGGCCCGGAGGUACCAUGUCCUUGGCAAUGAGAUGAUGUCACCACGGACAAGGCCUCGUAGGUCCACAGGUUACUCCGAGGUUAUUGUGGUGGUGGGAGGCUGUGAGCGAGUGGGAGGCUUCAAUCUCCCUUACACCGAAUGCUAUGACCCAAUGACCGGAGAGUGGAAGUCGCUUGCCAAACUCCCAGAGUUCACCAAAUCGGAGUAUGCUGUUUGUGCCCUGAGGAAUGAUAUCCUUGUGUCAGGUGGCAGAAUCAACAGUCGUGAUGUGUGGAUGUACAACUCCCAGCUGAACAUCUGGAUGCGAGUGGCCUGUUUAAACAAAGGCAGGUGGCGCCACAAAAUGGCUGUUCUUCUUGGCAAGGUAUACGCAGUAGGAGGUUACGACGGUCAGAAUCGGUUGAGCAGCGUGGAGUGUUACGAUUCUUUCUCAAACCGCUGGGUCGAGAUUGCGCCCCUCAAAGAGGCAGUCAGCUCACCUGCUGUCGCUAGCUGUGUCAGUAAGCUCUUUGUGAUCGGAGGAGGGCCUGAUGACAACACAUGCUCCGAUAAGGUUCAAUGUUAUGACCCAGCCACUAAUGUUUGGUUGUUGCGAGCACCCAUUCCUGUUGCUAAACGAUGCAUUACCGCAGUGUCCCUGACCAACCUCAUUUACGUGGCUGGGGGCCUGACUAAAUCCAUCUUUUGCUAUGACCCAGUGGAGGAUUACUGGAUGCAUGUGGUGAACACUUUCAGCAGACAGGAGAGUUGUGGCAUGUCUGUGUGCAAUGGCAAAGUUUACAUCCUCGGUGGCAGAAAGGAAACUGGAGAGGCCACUGACACUAUCACGUGCUAUGACCCAGCAACAGGAAUCAUCACAGCAAUGGCCGCCAUGCCCAGGCCCAUCUCCUACCAUGGCUGUGUGACAAUCCACAGAUACAAUGAGAAGUACAGACCUUGAGCCAGGGAUCUCCAGCACCCGCCCAAUACUGAGUGGCAAAGAAGCACAACCACACUAUAACAUCCUGUGGAAGGACCAGAGGCGGCCUCUGCAGGUUUUAUGUUAGAUGACUUUACUGUAGCAUAUUCUUCAAAAGAUUGAGCCUUUUUUUGUAAAAGAAACUUUUAUUACAACAAUAGAGUUGCAGAUCAACAAACAAUGUCUGUGUAAUGCGAAAGUCCCAGUGAUAAGAAUACCAAAGCUGUGGCUUGGCAGGCAAUAUUAUUGCCAUUUGCACAUGUUCCCACAUCCCUCAGAUAACCAUGGACUGUUAGUGGUGCAUUUAGUGCCACAGGGUAAUACUUUAGGAUCCAAAUCCAGAAGAUAAUUACUGUUCAUUUUGUAACGUAAUUAGACAGUCAACUAGCAAGAAAUGCAAGUGGAAGCUUUUUGUUGAGUCAGUUGGAGGUGCCUUGGAAUCCUGGAGGCUGAGGCCCUGUCCAAGGUCAGGAUUGAAACCUUCAUGUUCGAGCAUCUGUGUCACUUUGAUGUCAUUCAGUAGCUGCCAUAUGGCCACGCUCAGUGAAAUGUGUAGGUGUUUUCGUAUACAGUGACCCUAGUCAACGUCCUAAGUUUUCACCUUUUGGUCUUUAUUGAGGCCUAAGAGGUAAAAAAGAACUUUAGUUCCUGCAUGUAACCCAGCAGAAGUCAGUCAUGAGAUACCUUGGCGCUGGUUGCCUUGGGUUAAAGAUGGAAGGUCAGACCCACCGAGCUGUGAUCCCAUGUGUUAAGACCAGAAGGAAAACCUUCCAGAUCAUACCUCUUGGAGUUUUUAAUGGCCCAAGUUCACUGUAAAAAUUUUUUUGUGAAAAACGGAUUUUUUUUUUCCAUUUCUGGCACACCUCCCAGACUGCAGAGAUGAUAUUAUGCAUCAAAUGCAUCAGGGAUUGCAACACCUUAAUUCUGGAAAAGCAUCAGCCUUUUUGGUAGGAGUAGCCAUGAGUGGAUUUGUCAUUCACCCAUGGAAGAGGGCAUGCCUCCUGUUACCUAUAACAGCUCAUGUUGGUCCCCAGGUUGUGUGUCUUCUAGAUUUUGUACUCUUAAUAUUGGUGCAAAUUGGGUUUGUGUAGGCAAUUUGGAUAACUGCAUUGCUAGUCGAUCACGUGCCUGUACUUUCCAGCUAGAGAUCACAAGAACAGAUUUCAAAUGGUCAGAUUGAACAGAUCACAGUGUAAUGAGAGCUGUUAGUGUCGAUACUUUCAAAGAAACAUUCCGUAGACAGUAACUUAGUUACUUGACUUUGAAUCCUGAGACUUCAAAGUUAUGUCUCUGACAAUUGGAUUGUCAGACCUACUUGGGGUCCUGGUUUAGAUCCUAGAUCCAAUGAUUGAAAUAAGUGUAUGUGGGUUAUUUUCUAGACAUUGUUGAUCUGCGUUGGUUAUAUACUGUGUAUAUAUAUCCCACAGUGAGAGAGUUAUAGCCCAGUAAUAUGCAGUGACAGUUUAUUUAUACCGUGUAUAUUUACCCUUGCUAGACAGUAUGUGAAUUAUUCCCAAUUCCCACUGAUGUAUAUAGCAUGAAACAGGACAUAUUGAUGGGAUGAGAGAUUAAAGCUUCAGUAAUUAUAAAGGAAGUGACAGAGGUAUAGUGCUGACUGCUAACCCUUGAAUAUCAGCUUGAGCAUUUAGAGACUGUGUCACUGCAUGAGUGAGGGUCAGACCCUCUGCUUGAAAAUUCAAGUUGUUAAUGUCUCUCAGAGAAGAACAUUCCAUUGUAGCUUUUCCAAAAUGUGUCCUUUCGCAUUUCCUAACACCGCUAAAAGUUUCUCCUAAAAGUGGGUUGGAAUAGGUUGGGGGUGAGUAUGCACAAGUUCCACUCCACCCACCCUGAGGGCGGGGGGUGGGUGUCCCCUUCAUGUGCCUGCUGGAAGGCAAUAAAUGGGUGUGUAACCUCUAGGCCUGAUCCAAGCUUUGGCUCACAUGCACACAUAUUUGGCGGAGGCCUUGACUUUGUGCAAUUUUGUAAAACAGCCCACUUUAAUCACAUCAUCAGUGAAGGUAAAAAUGGGAAAAAUAAUGGAAAACAGCCUGUUCGUUAAACACAGAUAACAAGGUGUAGAGCUGGAUGAACACAGCAGGCCAAGCAGCAUCAGAGGAGCAGGAAGGCUUUGACGUUUCAGGUUCGUUAAACAUCACUCAUUUCGCACUGCUGUUCAAAGUCUUCCCCAAGGACUUUCCACCAACUUAAGUCAUAAUAUCAGGGAAAUUUUACAAUAAUGUGAGAUUUGAGGGAGUUAAAGGAUGGAAUUCUUUAUGGCACUCAUUGAUCUAAUGUAAGGUAGCUCAACAGACCUAAUUCGAUUUGGGAUAGCUAAUGGCAUAGUACUACUGUCACUGGACUAGCAAUCCAGAAACCAUGGUUAAGGCUUUGGGGACAGCAGUUGGUGGGAUUUAAGUUCAACUAAUUUGUGAUUCUGAAAUUAAAAGCUAUUGUUGUUAAAUGAUCAUUGAUCAUUAUCAAAGCCCUUCUGAUUCACUGUUGUCUUUCAGCAAAACAAAUCUGCCAUCCUUUCCUGGCCUGGCUUAUAUGUGAUUCCAGAGGCAGAACAGUGCGGAUGACCUUUAACAAUCCUCUGUAAUGGCCAAUAAGCCAUUCCAUUCAAAGGCAAUUAGGGAUGGACACGGAUGCUGGCCUUGUUGACAACACCUAUAUUCCACGAAAGAAUAAAUAAAUUACAUUUGUGCCGAAUCAUUCAAUUAUUUCCUUCAGUUGCCAGGCCCUGAAUCGGAGAUAUUCUUGACAAGGAGAAAGAAAUUACAACUACAACAAAGUUAAUUAAAACCCUACAGCACUGUUAAUUUUAGAACAGUUGCAGCACUGGACCUCAGGUGUGUAAAUCCAAGAUGUUAUAGGCUGAGAAGCGUGUUGAGGGGUUGGUGAGUUUGAGAGGCAGAUGAAAAUUGUUGGAUUCUAGAGUGAUCAGGGUGGGAUGGAUGGCAAGUGCUCUGGCACUCCAGGGCUUACGAACCCUCUUCUUAAGAGGGAGAAAUCUUGAUUUUCCAAUCCAUUUCCUCUGUGAAACAUGAUAACUUUAGCGCUGGGAAGCGAGGAUAUGCCGGAACAUUCUGAAUCAGGGAAACAUUGACAGGUCUCAGUUGGCCUGUGUUCCCAAAGGCUUGUGUAGCUUCUGCGCGCUGAGGAUUAAGAUGUCCUGGAGCCAAUCUAGAAAGCACAAAGCUUUCCCUAUGGCAGAAACCUCACCAAAUUAACGUCUGUGUUUAUCUGAGCGGAUUAUCUUGACCUUGCCACUAGUAGGAUGUGUGUGUUUUAUCCUUUCCACCCUCAUGUAGCAUCCUCAGUUCCAUCAAAGAAAUGCCCAGAGUCCACUUUGUUGAGUAUGCUGGUGACUUCAAUUUUUCUUGCUCCUUAUCUUAAUUAAUUAUUUGAUGCAUUUAUAUGAAAUGGUUUUGUUUUUUACACAAUAAGUUACAGGACUGUUUUGCUGUAAAUACCACACUUCGCUGUUUAUUCAUAUGUCCCUAUGUUUCAUGGUAACUGCGAGCACUGCUUGCUGAAGGAACACAGGUUGGAGAGCUGGCACAGUCUUAAGUUCUUCACUGAGGAUGUUCUGAGAGCUGGCUUCUGCAUAAGCUUCACACUGAUGUAAAGGCCUGAAGCCGGCGUAUGAAUGAACAGGCUGCAAAAACCAUUGGAGAUGUUGUUCUUGCGAAACAGCAGCCAGUUUGGCCUCAGUUAUUUUCCCAUUCACUGAAGAAAAGAAACCAAAGGAGGAAGUCUUUUUUGAAUAGGAAUAUAGUGCCCAUCCUGUCAGUGGGAUGGACCCUUGGUCCAAACACGGAGGCAUUGAGAGGAGUGGCUCCCUUAUACCAGGUCAAAGAGGGUCGGUCAGAAAGGGCAAGGUUAUAGACUGAUAGCACCAGGCACUGGAGGCGGAGAAAGUGAUGCUGUGAAGUCAUUCACAUGCCAGACUUCCACGUUGUUUCUGAGCUCAACCUAGUACAGACAGCAGCUGAUCUUCAGUCUCAUUCUUUUAAUGAGGGUCUUUCACCACUGCAAGGAAUGCAGGGAGUGACCCUGCUUCUAAUGAAGCAGUUAUCCUCUUGCUUAUCAGUGAGAGAAAGCUUUUUGUAAUUCCCAGAACCAGUCAGGUGCUGAGGUGAGUGAGUAAGAAAGCAAGACAGGAAAAGGAAGAUGGGCAAAGAGAAAAGGUAGGCAAUGCAUGACAUUGAUACUACUUAGGCAUCGCUCCAGCCUUUGUGACAAACUCAGCAAGCUGCUUUCGAUCAUGUUUAUGUUCCUGUCAUACCUUACGUUUCAGAUAUGUAACUUACUAUUUAAAAUACUACAGCAAGGCACCCCACAGUAUUUCUCAAAUCCACCAGAAGUCAAGGUGAAAGCAAGAACUCUGCAGUGGUCAAACUCUCCAUGGAGUGGCAUGACAGAAAAAGUGUUACUGAGAUCUUGCUCCAGCAUCUUCACCAGUCAGUAAAACAUGGCACAGUAAAGGUUUUACUCAUGAACUCUGAUACAGUCAAAUGAUGACUGACUAAUAAUUGCAUUCACCCAGGAUUGCUGGAACACUGAACUGAAAACAGAGCUCCUGAGUUUAACAGGGAAAAUCCCCCUUGUGAGAACAGCCACACUCAUUACCAGUUCAGGAAUGCCUAAGAAUAAUGAGUAUUUAUAAGUUUUCUGUUGUUGUAAGCUAUGCUUUUAUUAACAAAUUUAUUUAUUCUUUAAGUAUGUUCUUCAAAACCAUUUUACAGAAUGAACGUUGCAAUCUUUGAGGUUUCGCUGUUUUCCGAACACACAGGAGUUGAGGAUGUGGCAAGGCAUCUCUUUUGAUGUCCAUUCUCAGCAUGUGAACAAUAUAUGAUUGUGUGUAUUGGCCUAACUAAUGCAUGGCCUAUGAGGUGAAUCACCUAUUACAACAACUGAAGCACAGCGCAAUUGUAAUCAUCACACAAUGUGGGAAGCCACCAGGUCUGUCAGCAGACAUUAUUUAAAAGGUUAAAAAGCGUGUGUUGCAACCAACUACUUCAAAAGUUGUGACCCUGAUCAAAGAAAUUUAGAAACAUUCCAAGUCCUUGUCAAAUGGUUUCAUCACAAAAUCCAGUCUGCAACUUACUGCCAAAUAUCCAUAUUUAUUUAUAUACAAAUUACCCAAACUUUAUUCUUAGAUUUCAACCUACAAAUGACCCACCACUGUAACAGUAUUUUUUUCCAUGAAGUGUGAAUGAGCUACACAAUGAGUGAUGUCGCUUAGUCGCAUUUGACCUGGUUCAUGGUUUUGAUCCAUACAUUGAGGAGCAGUGAGUAAAUAAUUUUCAGACUGGUUGAGAAUUUUUUAAUGCUGUAAGUAGCUGGCAUGCUUUUUUUUUGUAAUUAGAUAGGUGUAAAGUGGUUGUGUUAUUUUUGUAAAAUUUGGGUUGUCCUGGAGACAAAAGCAUACCUUCCUUUUGUUUUCUGCUUAAGUUGUACAGUAUGAGCUGCAUAUAAACAAACUGUACUUGAAUCCAGGGUGGUAUAUCGUUUUAAAAACUUGAUCACAACUAUUCAACGAAUAGAGAACACAAUUAAUCAAAAUAGCACUGUAUGAAAUUGCCAGCAGUGACCUUCGGUGACUGAGUGUUAUGGGGAGUUGUGUUAUCUGAGUGUGUGUUUUCCUCUGUUCUUUCAGUCGUCUGAGCUUCAGAAUUCCCUAAAUCUCUCCAGCUCUCAGUUUCUCACUCUCCUCCUUUACAUACUUUAAACCAAACUCAAUGCCCAAGAAAUUGAACUAUACGUCCUAAUACUGUUCCUUAUGCUGAAUGUCAAUUUUUUGUUUGAUUACACUCCCAGUUUUGCAAAGUUUUACAAUGGAGGCUGUAAAAAUGCAUAUUAUUAUUGUCUUUGGAUUUCAGUGAUGCUAAACAAAGGGCCUCCAGACACAGUUAUCGAGAGCCGCAAAACAAGGGGCAGACUACAAGGGAAAGUGCAUACUAUGGAACUUUUUGUGUGUGAGCAGUAAAGACGCUUGAGUUCAGCACAUUCGAUCUUCAUUUUAACACAUUACUUUAAAACUAAAACUGCAGUUCAAAAUUAUGAGUAGAUAUCAUGGGGUAAAUCAGAGAAAUGGCUUCCACUGGCAGGAAUGUUGAACCAGAAGAUGGAUUGGCAAAAGAAUUAGAGUGUAUGGGUCGGGGGUGGGGGUGGGGUUAUUUUUGUGACGUGUAUGGUUAUAUUCUGGGUUGCCUUGUUGAAAAAGGUAAUGGAAGCAGAUUCAGUCAUACCAUCCAAGAGGGAAUUAGGCGUAAAAAGGGGAACAAUUUAGACGGUGUGUAAAAGAGAGGUGGAGGAGCCUGAACAAAGCAGUGCCUGAUUUUUUUUGUGUGUUGUUCGGAACAAAGCAAAGUACUUCCAGUUGUUGAGAGAACAGUGGUAUUUGUGUCAAACCUGGCCAGUCUGCCUGGGUUAUUCCUGUAAAAUAAGUGACCCAAAUGGGGAGAAGUGUGUAAGCCAAUUGCAAAGAGUACAAGAAAGAGGAAACAUUCAAAUAAUUGACAUAAGAACGUCCAAAUCUGUAUUCCUUUCUAACAACAUCGGUCUAAGGCUCUGUUUCGUUCUGAAAUGAUUACCACAAGUUGCAUUUUUCAACCUACAUAAGUAUGUUUUUUUCUCCUUUCUUGAGUUGGCUGUUGUAUGAGUGUCCUUUUCUGAACCCAGAAUAGGGAUUGUCGAUUGGAGGGCUGACUCGAAUGUUUCACACAUUCACCAAUCAACAGCUCUUGUCAAAUGUUGAGACAGCAGUACCAACACUGAUUGCGUAUAAUAAUUGUUACAAGUAAAUUACUUCUAAUUGUGUGUAUGUGAUGUAGGUUAGUGACUUUUAAUAAAGAUUCUAUUCUCAUCAAA
Molecule: messenger RNA, 9067 nt
Organism: Stegostoma tigrinum
Lineage: Eukaryota; Metazoa; Chordata; Chondrichthyes; Orectolobiformes; Stegostomatidae
Gene: klhl24a
Product: kelch-like family member 24a
Exons: 7
Coding region: 374-2173 (599 amino acids)
Molecular function (GO): protein binding
Source: RefSeq, a predicted model, not a curated record